Molecule: messenger RNA, 1163 nt
Organism: Passer montanus (Eurasian tree sparrow)
Lineage: Eukaryota; Metazoa; Chordata; Aves; Passeriformes; Passeridae
Product: bMERB domain-containing protein 1-like
Exons: 7
Coding region: 78-656 (192 amino acids)
Source: RefSeq, a predicted model, not a curated record
GGAGCGGAGCGGAGGGAGAGGAGCGGAGGGAGCGGCGGAGCCCCCGCCCCGGCGGAGCACGGCGCGCUGGGCUGCGGAUGGAGGGCAGCCGCUCUUCUCCCCGCUACGGAUCCAUGGAAUCCACCCGCUGGCCGCCGGCCGGCGCGGGGCCAGGGGACGAGGUCGUGUCCAUGGCCGACUCCAGCGCCACCAUGGACGACAUCGAGGGAGAGCUCUUCAGGAUCGAGCGCAUCCGGGAGAUCCUGGUGCGCCGGGAGUCGGAGCUGCGCUACAUGAUGGACGACAUCCAACUGUGCAAGGAAAUCAGCCGGCUGAAAACAGAGCUCCAGAAACUCCUGGCCCUGCCGGAGAACCAGAAAUCCAACGAGGAGAAGCAGAGGGAAGAGGAGCUGGUGCAGCAGAUCCACAAGCUGGUGGAGACGCGGGAUUUCCUGGUGGAUGACGUGGAGUUUGAGAGGCUCAGGGAAAGGGAAGAAGACAAGGAGAUGGCCGAGUUCCUGCAGAGCAAGCUCUCCAAAAGCUGCCUCCAGAGAGCAACUCCUGCCCGAGAGAAGAAGAUGACAUCGAGGGGACAGCAAACCUCAGCCCCCUACGUGACCAAGACGGGCCUGACCCUGCUCAGGGAGUGCUGUGGCUUCACCUGCUCCAUCAUGUAGGGCUCUGCCAGCGCCUGGCAUAGGACAUGGCCAUGGUGUGCAGGCAGAGCCUGCUCCCUGCUCUGUCCCGGGAUCCAUCAGUGCCCACGGCUCCCCUGCAGCAGCAGCAGCAGCCCCGGGCUGGCUGGGCAGCUCUGGCUGCUGGCACAGCUCUGCUGGCCCCACGUCCUCCACAGCAGCACAGACACCGUGUCCCACCCCGGCCUGGGAGCUGGGACAGAGCAGGGAGCCCACGGAACGGGACAGGGCACCCACACCUGGGCUGAGGGAUAAAAACCACCUGGAGCUGCUGCUUGAGAGCAUCCUGCUGCACCCUGGCAGUGCCACGGGGAGCUUCCAGCCUGGAGCCGAUCCCAUCCUGGAGCUGAUCCCAUCCUGGGGCUGAUCCUGUCCUGGAGCUGAUUUAAUCCUGGAUCUGAUCCUGUCCUGGAGCUGAUCCUGUCCUGGAGCUGAUCCCAUCCUGGAGCCGAUCCCGUCCUGGAGCUGAUCCCAUCCUGGAGCUGAUCC